GAGUUUUUAAACUAGAAAACUUAAAAUUAAUCUAAUCCAAUCUAAUCUAAAAUCGAUUUAUUCAAAUUUAACCAACUCUUACUUACCAACUCAAGCCUUCUUAUCAAUCAUCAUCACCAUCUUAUCAACUUCAACUUCAUAUCUGUUCGAACUCAUCUAUCAUUCUAUUCAUUCUUAUCACUUAUCAUAUAUCAUUCUCAUUCUCAAACUCAUUCAACUAAAUCAAAUCAAAUCAAACUCAUCAUCAAACUCAUAACCAAACUCAUCAUCAAACUCAUCACCAAACUCAUAAUAAUCAAAUCAAACCCGACUACAAAAACAAUGAGUUGGCAACCACUAGACCAUCCAACCAAUCACAAUACCUCAACCUACCCAACCCAUCCCACAUACCCAUCCCACCCAUCAAACCAUACCAACGGUCAUGGUACCUUUACCACACCACAUCAACAUCCAUCAUCAUAUCCACCAUCAUCAACUCAAACUGUUUCAGAACUGGCUAAUUCGUUUUCUUCUGAUAACUUGAAUCAUCCUUCGAAGCUUUCGAAAAAUAAAAGACCUAGAUCUUUUAGGGAUAAACAGUGGGAUUCGGCUUUUGGUCCUUUGAGUCUCAAUACUUUUUUGAGGAAAGAUUGGAUCAAGUAUUAUGUUAUACUUCUUUUACUUAUUAUAGCAGUAGCGAUCGUAACAAUUUUUCAUCAUCAAAUUAUUGUUUCACUUAAACCUUUUGCAGAUGAUUUACAUGAUUUGAAAGUCGGGAAUGUAGAGAUCGGUUGGAUAAUUCCGAUUAUCAUUUUAUUUAUUAUAUCUUUUCCUCCUUUGUUUGGUCAUGAAAUUGUGAUUAUUAUUUGUGGUUUAGUUUGGGGACUUUGGAUUGGAUUUGCCAUCGUUUCGGUAGGUACGUUUAUUGGAGAAGUAGCUAAUUAUUGGACAUUUAAGUAUGCUUGUACUAAACGUGCUGAGAAGUUGGAAAGAAAAGAUUUGAAUUAUGCUUGUAUGUGUAUUGUGAUUAGAGAUGGAGGGUUUUGGAUUGCAUUUCUUGCAAGACUUUCAGCUAUUCCUUCACAUUUAAUCACACCUGUCUUUGCUACUACAGGCAUGAGUUUAUGGAUCUUUUCAACUGCUACCUUACUUUCGAUGCCUAAACAAUUAGCCGGAGUUUAUUUAGGCACCUUAUUUAAUUUAGAAUCUAAUACGAAAUCGACUUCAUCUAAAAUUAUUGAAUAUUUAGUUUUGAUUGUUUCUUUUUUGGUCACUGUGGUGGCUGCGAUGUUUAUUUAUAAGAGAAUGUCAAAGGCUAGACCGUUGGUUCAGGCUAGAUGGGAAUCUGAAAGGAUUGGUUCUAGGACGGGAUUGGAUCAUCAGAGUGACGGUCAGGUUCAUCAUGUGGAUCCUUAUUAUGGUAACGGAUUGAUUUCUUCUGAAUGGGAGCCUAUCAGAGAUCGAUCUAUCGAGGAAAAUCUCAGAAUGGGAAGGACAUCAGAAGAUGAUUGGUCAAGUUUAGAACAUGGUGUAUUUCUUCAAUCUAACCAUUCUUUUCCUGAUGAUCGUCAUUUGGAAGUCGAUCAAGAAUUGAUUCAUCAUACACCACUCUUGCCGGUUUUUAUUAGAAAAGAUUUAAGGGAUCGGGAUGGGUUGAGUCCUACUUAUGCUUCUAGAUCAGGUUGAAUAAAUGAUUAGGAGAUCUUUGGUUUUUUUUUUGGUUUUUUUUGAGAAGAAUUUGUAUGAUUUAUGAUUUUUUUCGUUUUGGGUUUGUGGGUCCUUUUUUUUAUGCUUGGGAUGGAAUUUUUUUUUUUUUUGGGAAAAAUAUCGAAAGGAUUGGGUUCUUUUGGGAAGUUCAUUUUUUUGAAGAUGAUAAUUUGGAAUUUUGGAUGAUUUGGUCUUUGCAUUUUUGGGAUUUAUAUCUUAUUUUUUAGGAUGUAAGAAGAGGAAAGGAAAGGAAAAUCUAAAUGGAAACUGUUUUUUUUUUGCAUUUUGCAUUUUUCUUUGUGAUGGUUGAUGAAUUUUUUCAAUUUUUUUAAUUUUUAAAUUUCCAAGAAGGGGUUUUUUUGUUGUUAAAUUUUUUUUUGAUAAAUUGAUGAUGAUGCAAGAAAAAAAAACUAAUUUUGUUGUAAUUUUUUUUGAUUGUUUUUCUACAUAUGACAUACAUGCAUACAUCUUUUAUCGAUUUUUUAUUUUC
Molecule: messenger RNA, 2176 nt
Organism: Melampsora larici-populina 98AG31
Lineage: Eukaryota; Fungi; Basidiomycota; Pucciniomycetes; Pucciniales; Melampsoraceae
Exons: 6
Coding region: 322-1665 (447 amino acids)
Source: RefSeq, a predicted model, not a curated record